Messenger RNA from Daphnia pulicaria, 1479 nucleotides. Its product is annotated as BTB/POZ and MATH domain-containing protein 3-like. The record is from RefSeq and is a predicted model, not a curated record. The transcript is spliced from 3 exons. The coding region runs from base 206 to 1333 and encodes 375 amino acids. Lineage: Eukaryota; Metazoa; Arthropoda; Branchiopoda; Diplostraca; Daphniidae. Gene Ontology annotation, molecular function: ubiquitin protein ligase binding. Gene Ontology annotation, biological process: regulation of proteolysis; proteasome-mediated ubiquitin-dependent protein catabolic process. Gene Ontology annotation, cellular component: nucleus; cytoplasm.
UCAUUACUGCGUGACAACAAUUUUGCCUUUGGGCCUUUGGCUUUGACAGUUCGACUUUUUCUUGCUUCUUCAGUCUGUAGUAGUAGAACUGUAGCUAAUAUAUCACCGUCUACUUCGGAAUUUUUAAGAUUGUUAUCGUAAAAGUGAAAAGCGUUUCCAUUUUUCCAAAUUCUCUCGUUCAUAAGGUUCACAGAACUGCAGUGUGAUGUCAGCUAUUGAUAAAAACAAACCCAGGGAGGUGGCGGUUAUCGUGAAAAGAAGACGGCCUGGAUUGUUUUGCAUUACGUUUCAUUUGGAAGUACCGAAUAAAAAAUACGAAGAAACUUUAUUUCGUUAUUCGACGGAAUUUAAAAUUGAAAAUCAAAUGUGUGAACUGGAUAUAUCUUUUAUCUUUACAAACACAAUUCCUUAUAAUAUAUAUAAGGGUGACGUAGAUUUUUGCUGGGCGUCAGAUGGCGACAAGGGCGGAGAAGAUGAUGAAUCGAAACCUAUUAAGGUUUCAAUCGUUAUGAAUGAAGAAGAAGAGGGAUUAAUGUUGGAGAAAUAUGAUCGGAAUCACUGGGGUUCCUAUGAAUACAUUGCCUGCCCAGCUAAAAAAUGUUUUACCGACAUUACAUCAUGGGAGACGUCAAAUCCAAACGAAUGGAAUCCCUUGACCUGUCAUCUCUUGCUGGAGUUUGAAACCGCCGUUAAAAGGAAAAAUAACGCCCUCAAACAAAUAACUGAGUUGUACGUCCAGCAGAUUCACUGUGAUGUCCAGUUUAAUUUCGAAGAUGAUCAACACAUUAGCGGCCAUUCACUCAUACUAGUGUCCAGGAGUCCCGUCUUUGCCGCAAUGUUCCAGCACGAGAUGAAGGAGAAGAAGACGGGCCAAAUCAGCAUUCCAGACAUCCAUCCAGACAUAUUCAAGCAGUUGCUUCAUUACAUUUACUCGGUCCAGCUUUCAGUACCGCUGACUGAAAUCACUGCCCAGCAGCUAUUUGAAGCGGCCGACAAAUACGACAUUAAUGAUUUGAAGGAUGAGUGUAUCGAUUUUCUACUAGACUGCGUCCGCGUGGACAACGUGAUCAAUUUGAUGGCGUGGGCACACAUUCAUUCAGUUGACGAGCUAACGGAAGAAACUCUCAAAUUAAUCAAAUUCACGUCGCUCCAUGGGAAAGAAAUUUCUCAACUAAAAGAUUGGGGGAAUCUGAAGAAAAAUUACCCUGAAGUCUGUCUAGAGGCUACUCGACGCAUUAUUGACCAAAUGUCACCGUCUUUCAAAAGUGAUUCGAACGUAGCAAUACCACUGUCAAUUCGAACCGACAAUAAUGGUCUUCUGGAUGAAGAAUGAUAUUCCUAACAACUUGUUUUAAAUAUAACCUAUCUAUAUUUCGACUAUCGAUAAAUUGUUGGAAAGGGAAUCUUUUGUAUUGGUAAAAUUUAUAUCUAGCAAUUGUCAUCGUGCUGUCUACUUGCUAUACACUACAUCAUAUCAUU